Hordeum vulgare subsp. vulgare (domesticated barley) is the source of this 1672-nucleotide messenger RNA. RefSeq names its product heparan-alpha-glucosaminide N-acetyltransferase-like. The transcript has 13 exons. Lineage: Eukaryota; Viridiplantae; Streptophyta; Magnoliopsida; Poales; Poaceae. Bases 33 to 1499 code for a protein of 488 amino acids. The record is from RefSeq and is a predicted model, not a curated record.
UCCGCAUACGACAGCAGCAGGAGAUCCCAAAAAUGGACGCCACCGUGGUCGCCGUCGCCAGCGAUGGAGAUGACGGCGACCGCCGCCGCCCCCUCCUCGAUACCGGAGAAGAGAUCCUCCCAUACCCCGUAUCCCCUUUGCCGCAGCCGCCGGGGGCGGAUGCGAAGCCCGGGCAGCAGAAGCCGCAGCGGGUGGCCUCGCUCGACGUGUUCCGCGGCCUCACCGUCGCCAUGAUGAUACUCGUGGACGACGCCGGCGGGGCGUGGCCGGGGAUAAACCACGCGCCGUGGUUGGGGGUGACGGUGGCGGACUUCGUCAUGCCGGCCUUCCUCUUCAUCAUCGGCGUCUCCGCGGCCCUCGUCUUUAAGAAAACACCAAACAAGAUAGCAACAUCCAAGAAGGCUGCAUGUAGGGCUAUCAAGCUUUUCAUCUUGGGUGUAAUUUUGCAAGGAGGAUACAUUCAUGGACGACACAAAUUAACUUAUGGCGUUGAUUUGGAUCAAAUUCGAUGGCUAGGUGUGUUACAGAGAAUAGCUAUUGGAUACUUUCUAGCAGCAAUUUCUGAGAUUUGGCUUGUGAACAAUACUUCGGUGGAUUCGCCAGUAUCAUUUGUGAAGAAGUACUUCAUGGAGUGGAUCAUGGCCAUAAUUAUUUCAGCUCUGUACAUUGGCUUGGUAUUUGGCCUAUAUGUUCCAAAUUGGGAAUUUAAAGUUCAGACUAGCAGUUCGACCUUUUCAAAUCCAAGCAAUGAUGUUGGUUUCAAAACGAUCCAGUGUGGACUUACAGGUAGUCUUGGACCACCUUGCAAUGCAGUUGGCUUUGUGGAUCGGGUUUUGCUUGGGGAAAGUCACCUGUACAAGAACCCAGUGUACAAAAGAACUAAGGAAUGCAGUAUUAAUUCCCCUGAUUAUGGACCGCUUCCUCCGAAUGCGCCAGACUGGUGCCUGGCUCCCUUUGACCCGGAGGGUUUAUUAAGUACAUUGAUGGCUGCAGUGAGUUGCUUUGUUGGGUUGCAUUUUGGUCAUGUCUUGAUUCAUUGCAAGACUCAUUCACAGCGAAUGAUGUCAUGGCUGCUAGCUUCAACGGUAUUAACAGUCUCAGGAUUUUUAUUACAAUUAUUAGGUAUGCCUUUCAGCAAACCUUUGUAUACAGUGAGCUACAUGCUGCUGACUGGUGGAGUAUCUGGGUUCGUUCUGUUGCUGCUAUACUGCAUAGUCGAUGUUAUCCAUAUCAAGAAGCCAUUAAUUCUGUUCCAGUGGAUGGGCAUGAACGCGCUUAUAGUCUAUGUCCUGGCAGCUUGUGAGCUCUUCCCUACGCUUAUUCAAGGGUUCUACUGGCGGUCACCCGAGAACAACCUGGUGGAUGCCACGGAGUCUCUGCUCCAGGCCAUCUUCCAUUCGAAACGUUGGGGCACCUUGGCGUUCGUCCUAGUGGAGAUCAUCUUCUGGUGCUUGGCCGCCUGCUUCCUCCACAUAAAAGGCGUAUACCUGAAGCUGUAGAAACAUUUGUUAUGCCCCUGUGACAUCCUCUGUAAAUAUUGGAUUUCUAAAUCGAUGUGUUUGGGCAUGGUCCAUCACACUGUACCACGAUUCUUUGCUACAGUAUGCCACUCCUGCCCACCACAGUAUACUCUUUUCUUUUGUUUCUUGCAAAGUGCACAGUAACUUUUUUA